Molecule: messenger RNA, 1551 nt
Organism: Vigna umbellata (rice bean)
Lineage: Eukaryota; Viridiplantae; Streptophyta; Magnoliopsida; Fabales; Fabaceae
Gene: BBX32
Product: B-box 32
Molecular function (GO): zinc ion binding
Source: RefSeq, a predicted model, not a curated record
AGUUUUUUUUGGUUGCGUUACUUAUUUUAAAUAUGCUAUGCUAUGUUCGUCACCAGGGGUAUUAAUAUGAGACACUGUCCCUAACAUUGUAUACAUAACACGAACACGCCCUCUGCAAUUUUCGCCUUCUUCUCUCUCACUUUUUUCUCAAACCCUAUUCACCGAACAACGCAAUUUUUUUUUUUCAAGUUAACGUUCUGAGGAAGGUUCUUGCGACGAUGGGCAAGGCUUGCGAGCUUUGCAAUAACCAAGCUUCCCUCUAUUGUCCUGCCGAUUCCGCAUUUCUCUGCGGCGACUGCGACACCGCCGUGCACGCCGCCAACUUCCUCGUCGCUCGCCACUUCCGUCGCCGUAUCUGCGCCAAAUGCAAUCGUUCCACCGGAAUCUACAUCGCCGGCGCCACCUUUCCAUCCAUCUGCACCUCUUGCUCGCCGGAGAAGGCUCUUUCCGACGACGGCGAUUCUCUCCCUUCGUCCUCCACCUGCGUCUCGAGUUCCGAGUCCUGCGCCACGAAGAAGAUUAAGGCGACGCGCGGCGCGGCGGGGAAGAAAAGGAGGAGGAGUUUUUCGAGUUCGGUGACCGACGACGCGUCUCGGGAAGCGAAGAAGCAACGGGAGAAGGUCGGAUCGGUGGAGCAGGAGGAGGUGUUCGCAAAAUGGAGCAGAGAGAUAGGUUUAGGGUUUGGAAUAGGAGAGAACGGUAACCGCGUGGCGUCGCACGCUCUGAGCGUGUGCCUCGGAAAGUGGAAUUUGCUUCCGUUCAGGGUGGCCGCGGCGACGUCGUUUUGGCUGGGCCUGAGAUUUUGUGGGGACAGAAGUGUGGCCACGUGGCAGAAUCUGGCGAGGUUGGAGAAAAUCUCCGGAGUGCCAGCUAAGCUGAUUCUGGCCGCACAUGCAAACCUCGCACGUGUCUUGACGCUACCCCGCGAUUUGCACGAGGGAUGGGGCGAGUCAUAGCCAAUACAUGGAAUUAAAAUGGAUGAUGUUUGAGAAGAAAGGCAAAUGCGUGAGACCACAUGAUUGUUGUAAAGAAAAUGAAUGGUGAUGGAGGCACGUGUCUGACUGAGUUAGUAAAAAGAAAAAGCGGCAAUGGUAGGUGCCACUUGUUAUCGAAAGGGCAAUAUCUGAAUUGUGGAAGAAAUUUGAUGUUUGGUUUUGUCAAGGUUAUUGAUUCGGUUCUGAACAGGAACCAACAACCAUAAUUGAUGAUGUUGUAUCACUGAGACAGUAACUAGGAGUAGCGAGUUUGAAAACCACACGUCUGCUACGUUUCUGGUUUUGGUCCCAGCCGGUAAUAAUAAUGCACGUCAACAACCAGUGAAAAAGAAGCGGUUAAAAAAAGCCUCAAUCAAAUAUAUGUAUGUGAGGUCUAAACGUGCUUCUCAAAAGUGCCACAUGAGCUGGGUCGUCUAUGAGUAGCAAAGCACUUCGUUGUGGUUGCAGUUUAAAGUUAUUAUUGCAAGAAUCCUACUACCAAGAGAGAGAAGCAGUUGUUUUUUUAUUGUUGUUGUUGCGUUUUUAGAUUCUUUCUGCUCCAAUGGGCUUCAUUAUG